GUCGCACCACAGCUAUUCCGGCCUAAAAGAAAAUGUGUAAGAAUGUCUUCGCGUGUUUUGAGGAAACUACAGGGUGACAAGGAACUAGAAAUUUUGCAUAAUGAAGAAGAGGAAGAAGAUGAAUUGAACUUCACGUCGGCUAAGUCAAAAAAGAAACAGAAAGUCGUAGUUAAUCCUUUUGAUUUGGUAAGUAAAAUACCGGAUGCCGGUUCUAUAAACUGCACCAGUUGCAUGCGCAGACUGUGUUGUGACGUGUAUGUUUACAGCGUUUCUGUUUUAGUUAAAUGUAGAUGAUGAACAAUCAGCUGAAGAUUCUCAGGAUGAUCAAGAAGAAGAAAAUCUGAAGGAAACCGCUGAAAGUGUAGCAGAAGAGAAACCAAGUUCAACAGAGCCUGCUGAAAAACAAGGUGCCAAAAAGAAGAGAAAGAAAAAGAAAAAGAAAGGAAAGGGUGAAAUUGAAAAUGGGAAAAUUACCAAUGUGAGUGCGGUAAUCUUCAGUACAAACGAUACAUUUUUGGGGGAGAAUUUAAAAAUGGACUUUUGGAUUCAGAAAUCCAGAUUUGGAUUUUCCAAAAAAAUGCACCCAAAAUUUAAACUAUCAAUUUUCCUAAUGAAUGUGGACAUUCCAUGUAAAUGACAUUUUGAGUAAAUUUCGGUGGGAACUCUUCAUUCUGAAAGUGUCUGUGGACAGCUAUUUCAAUUAAGGUUGUCAGAUUUUAAGGUCUCAAGCCUACACGACAGGACUGCAAGAUCAUGCGUGUGGGUAGCUAUAAAUCCUUAAAAAUUUGAUCACAUUAUUAUUUCAUUCUGAGAGUGUCUGUGGACAACUAUUUAAAUUAAGGUUGUCAGAUUUUAAGGUCUCAAGCCUACACGACAGGACUGCAAGAUCAUGCAUGUGGGUAGCUAUAAAUCCUUAAAAAUUUGAUCACAUUAUUAUUUCACAGUUGUUAGUGCCAUCGAAUGGGAUAAAGGUCACUAACAUUUACAUUAUAUUUUUUUAAUUUUGUAAGAUUAUCCAUAUUGCUUUGCAGUUUCAUCCCAAAUUAAUGCUUUCCAUGAUCUAACAACAGUAAUAAAAUUAAGAAAUAGCUGCGAGACAAUAUAUAUUGUUUUUGAGGGAAAUAAUUGUUUCCAGUACCAGAUCCAUCCCCACUAAGGCAGUAAAAAACAGUGUUGAUAAAACAUGGCCUUACACUCUUACAGUCAAUAAAAAUGAGUAAUCCAUUUUGUUGAAAGUUGCCCUUCUUUUUCUACAGGUGCUUGUUUUAGUUAAUUCUUAAAUUUCAUAAUAUGAAGAAGACCUUAUUUUUUAUAUUUAGAAUGGAAAGAACAGCAUUGAUUGUGCCAAAAACAAAGAAGUGAAAAACUCACAGGAAACAGAAAAACAAGUAGAAGUGCCUGGUGAGAAAAAAUAUGUAAUUUAUAGAAAACAUAAUUUAUAAACGCUAAGACGGAGUAUCUUAUCCCCCAAAGGUGGGGGGGGGACUUCCUAUUUUGUGCAAAAGGGAAUGAGCCAUUUAUUUUGUUACCCUGUUUAGGGCAAGAAACAGGCAACGGUGAUAUUUUCACAUGUGAAGAUAACAUGUUUUCAUAUCAAGUUUUCGUGUGAAAGCUCACUCAGUAUUUCAUUGGUGUUUAUAUAAUAAAAACAAGUUAAUUCGUUUUUGUUUUUUAUUUUUGUAUUCAAUAAGCUCUUUCCAACUACAUUACACACUGUUUUAAGCUUCCAGUCCAAAAAGACACCCUGUUCAAGAUACUAAAUAAAGAAAUUGUAGACACCAUUGAAGACUCAGUUUCCCAAAGACCAGAGCCUGUGAAUGAGUUUGUCAGCGCUUGAAACCCUCAGACUUCUCUUCACUCUUUGAGCCCCAAUAUCCACAUGCAAAUUCUCAAGACUGAUUACCAUACAUUUCCUUAAUGAAUUAGUUGGGAGAAUUUGUUUGAAGAUCAAAGCGUUUUCUAUGAACUGACUGCUUUAUAUAUUCUCACAACAUUUUCUCUUGAUUAUGUAUUCAUAUCUUUAGGAGAAAAUUGAUUUUCAUCACUCUCAAGACUUAAAGGGUUAAUAAAGUGUUCCCCAUUUCACCUUCAAUGUCUCACUAGGAUACAGAAAUGGAUAAUUCAAAGUUUUAACUUUUUUUCUCCCUCUGAAACCAGCUCCAGUAGCAACAUUUGGACAGAGCACCUCAAGGUCUCUUUAUACCAAACCUUUGCUUGGUGUGGAACAUAGGUAAGAGUUUUAUUUUGUAUGCAAUUACAAUAUUCAAGGGAUGUGCAUGCAAUGAGGUCCUAAUUAUUGAGUAAAGAAUUUUCUUCGUUUUGAUUUUUGGAAUAUAAACCAUAUUCACUCAAAUAAGCACCUUCCCCAAUUAAGCACCAUGGCCCUGAUAUAAGCUUAAAUAAAUGCCACCCUCAUAUGAGCACCAAAUUUGAGGCAUGAUUUUAAGCACCACAAUACUUAUUUGAGUAAUUACGGUAUACAGGGCUCGACAUUGCGACUCACUGGUCGCCAAUGCGACCAAAAAUUGAGGACUGGCGACUAAAUUUUCAGAACUGGUCGCCAGCUGGCGACUCGCGUUUUGUCCGAUGGCUAAAGAAAACCACGACACAACUUUUGUUUUUAAAUCUUUAUAUUAGGAAAUCAAUCGGAUAUGGUAGCUAGUAUCCAACUCACCUUUCUGUCCCCAGUAAAAUAAUGUCUGAAUACUACAAGAUAAUCGAAAAAAAUUGAAUGUAUUUGAAACGUCGAUACUGCGUUCACGACGCCAUAUAUUGUUUCCGUGGCUUCUUCCGAAACUGGGAUCGCAGGCGCACUUCAACAUCAUGUGCUUUUCAUUUGCCGCGAAAAUGGCGGCAGAUACAAAUCAGUUGAAGGAAAUACGUGAGUAUUUACGCAUGGGAAUGAAGAUUCAGCCAAAAGGUUAAUCCAAACUUUGAAUCCUUCAUCAGUUGUUGAUGUAGGGAAAGUGGGCGGUUAAUAAAUGGAUAUAACUAUCACUAAUAGAAAAAGUACCUGAGUGAAUAGUUCUUAACAACGUUUCUUUAUACUUUAAGGUAAGGAGAUAGCGAUUCAAUUCAAGCGGUGCUUCCGUAAACUCCCGCAAUAUUUUAGGUUUUACUUUCCUACAACGUUCUGUCUAAAAUGAAACGAAGACCUAAAAACGGCACUAAGCCCAUUUAUGUUUCCUCCCGGUCGGAGACUGGUACGAGCAAUGUGGUGGCCUGGGCCAAGCGUGGCGUUGUUUGUCGGCAGCGAAAAGGCGUCGAGGAAAGCAAGUCGAAAAUAAAGAACGCCAUUUCGUAGAAGUAGCAAAGGGCAAAUACGCAAGGACCCGUGUUUGUCUCAGAAUGAAAACCACGGACUUAAAACGUUUUAUGCUUCGCUUCAUUUAAAAUGACUAUGGAGACAACCAUCACCUUCGGACCUGAGACAUAUCACCUGAGAACAACGGUAGCUUUAUAACUAAGUGUUACUCAUGUUGUUUCUAAUUGUUUUCGCUCUUCAGUUGUGACUUUUCUUGCACGCAAAGUAACGUAUAAAAUCGUGUUCUUGUGUAAGGGCCUCUUUACAUGGAGUGGGGGACCCUGGUCUAGUGGGGUUGGUUUCUUUUGUUUUCACGCCCUGGGGGACACAAAGCAAAAGAAACCUACCCCACUAGACUGCGGUCCCCCACUCCAUGUAAACAGGGUCUAAGUUAUAUAUAAAAUAAGCUGGCGACCAAAAUUUACGAUCUGGCGACCAAAAUUUUUCCGUUAGUCGCCAGCUGGCUCCCGAACGAAAAAGUUAAUUUCGAGCCCUGGUAUAAGGUAUUAUGAAAUAUUUGAUAUUUGUUUUACCCAGGCACUUGAAUGCAGAGAAUGAGAUGAAAAAGAGAUUUGGAUCUCAUGUUGUUCGAGCAGAAAACAGGUUUGUUUAUAAUACUGAAAGUAUACUUUUGUUUUCGAUUGCCUUGUUCCAUUAUAUUAUUUUACAGCUAAUGAUACACAUUUUUAUUUUGAUCUAAGAUUACAUUCAGAUGUUUCCAUUCCGUUUCUUCCUAGAAUGACAAAAAAUUUAUAUUUGCAUACACGUAAAAGCUUGAUAUGCUUUUUGUAGGCACAGACGAGCACAUCAUCGAGUUUACCAUCACUCCUCAAGGUUUGUAUAUUCACAUUCAUUGAAUGAACUUAGCAAUGUCUGGGUAUAAAUAUAAGGAAUAGCAAGUGUUUGUCUUUGAAAAGUGCAAAACUGAGAGUCUUAAAACUUUUUAAAAAUAACAUUGAACCAAAAAAGGUGAGACUUUGAUACUCAGACAGGGUGCAAAGAAAGUCAGUUUUACAGCCUCCCAUUCGGGGAAGCUGUAGCUUGCAUGUACUAGCCCCAAUACCCUUUUUCAUCAGCAGGAUUGAUUACAAUCCUUCUGUAAUUUGAAUUUCCCCAAAAAACAGCACGUUAAGAACAAAAAUCACUAGCCCGAUAGCAAAAUCCACUAGCCCUGGGCUAUCGGACAUGACUUUCUUUGCAAGCUGUACAGAAAACUUGUUAAAACACAGCUGUUAACAAAACCUGGAUCAGACCAGAUGAGAUUAUACCACAAACACCCACCACCCUUUUCUAAUGUUCAUAGUAGUCUCACUUUGAAGUUGCUGAAAUUUCAGUCACUGUCAACAACAGUUCAAUUCAGGACCACUAUAGACUGUGCUAAAUGAUUACUUUCACUUUCUUUUGUCAACGUGACACAUGUAUAUUUUUAUAUCCACAGACUAGUGACACCUAAAUCAACAUGGCCUCGUAUGGGAGCAACAGGUCAGUUUUUAAUCUUUUGAGUAACAUGUGGGGUUAACUGUUGAAAUGUCAAAAAGGAAUUUCUCCAAUGUCAAAGGCAAUUCUGUUAAAGAAGCAAAAUAGGCCAGAUGGUAAGUUCAAUUUCUUGAUGGUUAACCUGUACCAAUCCUGUUGCUGGUCAAGGUAAUUUCACAUCACACUUUUUAUACGUCCCAGACUUCUCUUUUCCCAGUGUUGCACUUUUAGUCGUCUUUUAUUACUUAAAUAUCUUUACACCACAAAACGCUUUCUUGGUUGUUGUCUUGUCCAUGAGAAAAUUUACAAGCUCAAAGUGUUUUAGCUGUGUGAUAACAAGUUCAUUUGCCAUAUAAUGGUCUCAGCAGGGUUAUGAACUCUGAUCUGAUGAACAAAUCAGAAUGCAGGAAAAUCCAGUAACCAUAUAGUCCAAUUAUUUUUAAUGAAACUUUUAUUAUUUAUUCACUUAGCUUGUAAUUCUUUGCUUUGCAGGGAUAAGCAUGAAUAUUAGAGAUAGCAAACAUGGGUAAGUUUUUAUAAAAUAAUGUACUGUGAACCUUCAUUAAAUGUGAAUAUAAAAUUCUAUUCCACGAAUAUGCUACAAAACUUAUCAAUCCACAAAAUCCCCCCCUUCCACAUGAAAUUCAUACUUUUGCACAGGACCGCAAAUCUUGGAAGCGCGUAGAGGUCGACUGUUGGCACCACAGGGAACCCCCAUGAGCUCCUCAGCAGAGCAGAGAGAUUAUUGACAUUGUUAUGUACUACCAUUCAUACACACUCCCACGGAUAACUGGCCACCCUGUGAGCAAACCCUCCUUAUGUGUUCUUCUUAACUGAAGAGGAGAAAAGGAGAUUCUGCUUGAGUAGUGUCAAGCCUUUGAAGUUGCUGCAGCCUAAAAUUCUGGACUAGUCAAUCUUGUUUUUUCUCAUCAAACAGUUUUGUUGAGUGCGAGUAUCUAUUUAUUAAUAAACCAUUGGUUAUAACUGAGCCCACUGUACCAGGCGCAUGGCUAUUAGGCCUGAGUUUGAAACUGUAUCCUCGCAACAUGUAGUGCAUGCUCAACAAAGAUCUUACUUGAUUCAUACAGAAUCUUUUUCAAAAAAGCCACUUUUGAGCAAGUGAAAGGAAUUAGGAUCUGCUGGCAGGGUAGUAACUGGCACAGUAGAGAAAAAAAUAUUGGUGUAAUUUACCAACUGUCCCAGCCCCUUUUGUUUAAAAAUAAUUUUAAUUUACUGGUUAAUAAAAAUCUUCAGGGUCAAUGUACUAACUUUUUUCCUUCAAAUAAAGUCAAGUACAUGUAGAUGACCAACUACAAGGACAAAAUAAUUCCAGGCAAAUAAGCAGAAAAUUAGGGAGAGAAGUGAACAAACAAGGUCCUUAUUCUGGUGUUUCUUUUUCCCUUUACCCUUUAAGCCCUAAGAGUGAUCAGCAUCAAACUUCUCCUUGUAAUAUCACUGCUUCAUAAAACACAGUGGUCAUGAGAAUUAAGGAGAUGAUCACACAAGAUGAAUCUAAUAUUGAUACUUCAACAAAUUCUCCCCACUACUUCUAUUGGAAACGUAUAUGGAUAACAAAUGAGAAUUUGAAUUUUGAUGUUAGGGUUUAAAGGGUUAAUAGAGUUCAUUAUUUCGAUUCAUGCACACUUGUCGAAAAGGAAACUUCAACUUCAACUUUAUUUAAAUUUGGAAAUAUAACAAAAGAUACAUUGGGACUGGCCUGCAGUUAGUGAGGAAAUCAAAAUUUAUACACCAAACAUCUUUGUUGUAUUUAAUAUUGAUUUUCCCCAUUUUAUCAGCUUAACUGUUGUUGUUGCUUUUAGUUAUAUCUUCACUGUAUGUAAACAUUUCUCUUAAAGAACAGUUGCAUGUACCUGAAUUUAAACAUGCUCCUUCUUACAAUCGCCUUUCCUGCCAUUUCUUUUUACACUUAUCUAGGUACACCUAUUUUGAAUUUGAGCAUUCUCCUUCCUACCAAGAAGUCCAGUUUCUGUUUCUUGAUGCUGUGGAAUCUCUAAACCCCAACAACAUAUCCGUGAGUGAUGAUGAAACCCUCAGUCAGUUCUUUCUUUCAGUGCUUUUGUAACUUUACUAAAUGAUUGGAAAUAGAUGGAAGCUACAACCCUGGUCAAAAUAUCUUGGGACAUUUGAGAAAAUUAAGCACAAAGAUUCACUAUUGUGAAUGAACUCAUAUUCUACCUCUUAUAAGAACUUGGGAGUGUUGUUAUGGGGGUUAUUUCUGCUCCCCCUUCCCCUUAAAAAUGUUGACUGUCAACACUGCACCAGGGGGGGAGGGUAGGGAAAAUACAUCAUUUUGUUGAGCUAUUGUGUUUGUGUUCCAAGAGUUUUGACCAGGGUUGUUGGUUGUUAUACUUGACAUUCGACAUGCAUCUUCUCUACUUUUGGGGUCAUAAUCAGCGUAUUAUGUCAAACGCAUCCUUUGUAUAACCAGGCGGUGAUUCAUCUGAAAGAUGGAAAAUGUUGAGCUUAUUGAAUGAAUGAAUAACAUUAUGCUGUAUUAAUUUUGUUAUCCCACAGAUGUGAAACAAAGAAAACAUUCAGGUCCUCUACAGCAAUGUUUGGACCACAACUGAAAAUCCUUGCACUCCCAAAAAAAUCCCUUUUUUUGAACUUUUAAAAAAGUUAGUAGGUGUAGGCUGAUUCAGUUAAUCAAUCAGUCAAUCAAUUUAUUGGUGUCAUAGCAUGGGAUAGGGUGCCCCAAGUAUCCGAGCCAGAGGCUCAUGUAUAAAACACACACAUGACAAAAAUAAUUAAUAACAAUACAAUACAUGAAAAUAAUAAUAAUUAAACAGGUUACAAAUAUAAAAGACAAUAAUAAAAAUUACUAUAUCCCAGACUGUAUAUGUGAGAAGUCCUCAAGUAACACCCUUUUGCAUCCCACUUACUUAAUCAAAGACUAUGGAAAUCUCAGUGGUAGAAUACAUUAUUGAUUAUAAUAUUAAAUACGCUAAAAACCGUAAGAAUGCAAUAAUUACAAAUUAGUAACUGGUCUAUAUUGUUCUUGUCUUACAGUGAUGGUUAUUGUUGUGAUGAUAUUUUGUUGCAGGCUAUCUUACAUACUCAUCCUUACCAUGUGGAUUCCUUGCUGCAACUCAGUGAAAUCUGUAAAAUGGGUGAGGAUUUCCAAAUGGCUGCGGAACUUAUUGGUGGGUUUACAUUUAUAUAAUACUGUUUUGCCUUCACCUCUUCUGUGGUAAUGCAAUCAAACCUCUGUUAAGUGACUUCCUAUUCAGUCAGGGUUUUUGGUAGCAUUUGGAGGUACCGGAUACAGAAGUUCGGCUGGCAGACUUGCGCUGUUCAUGCCACAGGUGCGAAGAUUGAACUUCUAGGGGGAUUGGGGGGCAUGUUCCCCUGGGAGAUUUAUAAAAUUGUACUCUCUAAAAUGCAAUUUCCUGCAUUCCCUGGACUGGAAUUGGUUAACGGGGAAAGUCUUUUACGGCAUCAAAAAUUGCUCACAAAAAAUUAAAUAUUUGACUCAACAAUAAUAAUUAUAAUAAAUCAUUAUGGGUUUACAGUUGUUUAUUUUUUAGUUGAUUCCACAACAAUUUCCAAUCGGAAGGUGUGUACGAAUCCCAAUGACAGAUGGUUUACAGAUAGUAAUAAAAAUGUCCAGUUCAGUUGUUGCAUUGACUCAUCAAAAGUUAAAUCAAACGAGAAAUGAUUUUCACACUUGAAAAAUAGUUAUUUUGUGCUCAAACUACUAAACGUUACAUGUCAAACAACCAGACAUUGUGUCCAGCAUCCGGCCUGAAACGAAACCCCUGUUCAGUGACCUCUCUCUAUUUAUUGGCCAGGUACAAAAGUCCCCCUGGGUUAAAAUUGUCAGUAAAUCACUGUAAACAGCAUCUCUGUAAAGCGACCAACCUUUUUGAAGCAGCCACUCAUCCCUUUUCCAAGGAUCCCUGCUUUCAGUGCAGCCACUCGAAGUUGGACACUUGGAAGAAGAUUGUCCAAUCACAACGUUUUCUGACAACCAAAGAUUCUCAAGUUUUUUGCAAACAGACCAAUAAAAGUAAAGAUUAAACUAUGCAACUGAUGUGAACUUUAAACCAUUUGAACUUACUUGACCUCUCAGGAAAUGGCCCUCAGAUUUAUGAAUGUUGUUGGUCCAUUUGCAAAACAACUUGGGAUUCUUUUGUUUUCAGAAAACGUUGCGAUUGGACAAUCUUUUUUCAAGUGUCCAAGUUUGAGUGCCUGCACUGUAAUAGAGUUUGAACUUCAAUAAUACUUCCCCUGUAUAUUUAUAUAUCCAGGAGUUUCCUUAAGGUAGUACUCAAUAAAGCUCAAAGGUUACAGCACCUUUUUUCACUGCCAAGAACCAUAUAAUAAAGAUGAAGUAAACAUCAAUUUUGGCAUUGUGAGCGUACCUUAUUGUCUCCUGAUUUAUAUUAUAUAUAUAUAUUUUUAUUUCAGAAAGAGCCCUGUAUUGUCUUGAAAGAAGUUUUCACACUGUGUUUAGUCUCACACAGGGCUACACAAGACUUGACUACAGGAGGGCAGAAAACAGGUGACAUAUUAAAUAACCUUCUUGUUUUAAUAAUAAUUUAUUAGAUAAAGGAAGUAAAAUAAGUGUAGGUCACUUUCAAAUAAUCAAAAUCCAUACCCAGUACUUGGCUCCGAGGCUGAUGGAAGUAGAAGAAAUGAAAUGAAGAUUUUAUUCAUCCUUGAAACCCAAUUCCAGUUUUUGGUUCUAUGUAAGCCGAUUAUAAUGACAACAAUUUUCUAGUACCUUACCACUAUUAUUUAGGCUUCCAUUGUAAAAAGUACUGAAAUAUAAUUUUAGACGAUACUGCAGUGCUAAAACCUGUUCAUCUUUCUUUAAUAAUUUGCCACUAGUUAGCAAGAUCUCAUGUAUUCAUUUUUUUUUUUAGGUCCUUCUUUAUUGCUCUGUUUCGUCAAAUCAUCUUUGUUGGACAAAAAGGUAAUUAAAGUGCCCUGUUACUGUGAAGUCUGCAUUGUCAUGCCUUACAAGUUGACGUCAUUCUUUUUUUCUCAUUUUAGGCUGCUACAGAACAUCUUUGGAGUUGUGCAAGCUUCUUCUUAGGUAAAAGGGUUUAACCCUUUAAGCCCCAAUAUCCACAUACAAAUUCUCCAAACUGAUCUCUAUACAUUUCCUUCAUGGAUAGAGAAUUUGAUAAAAGAUGAAAGCGUUGUCUCUUAGGUGAUCAUUUUGUCAAUUGUCAUAACCUAAUCUCUUGACAUUGUUUGGAUAUUGUUAGGAGAAAAUUGAUGUUGGUCACUGUUGGGACACAAAGGGUUAACAAAGUGAAAAUACUAGGCCAACUGCUAUUUUAACAAAUGAAUUACACAUGUCUUGUAAUAAAAAACUGAAAGUGUGUAAUGCCAGCAGUCUUCAUCUUUCUGAGUGUUGUAUACUUAAAUGUUUCAUUUGAGGUCCCAACUCCAUCAUCAAAAGUAAAGGUUAUGAGAAUUACUAAAUUGAUUACCAAAGGAAGAAUGCUUUGAUCUUAAACCAAAUUCUCUCAACUGUCCUUAAAAGAAAUGUAUGGAGAUUGGUCUGGAGAAUUUGUAUGUGGAUCUUGGUGCUUAAAGGGUUAAACCUCUGGAAAUACCGACUCUACUUGUUCAUUAAAAAAGAAUUUUAGAGUUGCAAUGAUUCUGCCAUUUCUCAGAAGUUCCAAUUGCCGUCAUUGAUAUUGUUGGUUUCUUGAAAUUUCAUAAAUCUAACAUACUGCUUAACUUCCGUGAGGUUCGGUGUGUAAAAACACUUUAACGUUUACACUCUCUUUCUAGAUCUUAAUGUGACAACUGUUAGUUUAAUGUGGUUGCCUUUUUUUCUUUCAGCAUGGAUCCAGAAGAAGACCCCCUUGGAGUUUUACUUAUGAUUGAUUUUUAUGCCUUAAGAUCUGAGCAGUUUAGUUUCCUCAUCAGACUCUUUGAAGAGUGGGAGGUAUAAAUAUCUGACUUCGUUCAACAGUCCUCGUUUAUUCUCUUUUAAAUACAGUAAAGUAACUCCGUAGAAUUUCUUUUCUUGCUUUUAGUCUCACAGGAACCUGUCUCAGCUUCCAAAUUUUGCCUUCUCUGUGGCUCUUGCCUACUUCCAUGCCAGCAAACAAACUACUGAAACACAAAAAGCAGAUGAAAUGGUAAGUUCCUUUCGGUUAUAGUGUAUUUCAAUGUGCACAUGUAAUAGUUUUUGUUUUUAUUAUUAGUUUUGAACAGAAUCACUUCCACACUCCUAGACUUUCUAUAAGUCCUUUUUUGUUGUGAGUAAUUCUACUAAGCUCCAAGUAAAACAUUUCCAAACCACUGUUAUCUUCUCUUGAGCCUUGCCCAUUUCCAUAUAAAUUUUAGCAGUUUGCUGCCAUCCAGGUCAUUCUAACAAUGGUCCUGAUGAUAGUCGAUGGUCCUCUCUGCCAUUCUCAGAAUGUGCUUAACUACAUUGGAUCCAGGACAACUCGCCGCCCGGACAAUUCACCCCGUACUAUUGGCUACCAAAUCCUUUGAAAAUUAGCCCCCAAUUUCUCAACGAUUAGCCCUGAGUUAUUAGAAAGCAAAAAGUAAAAAGGAGGAAGAAAAACUCGGGGGCAGAGGCUAAUCAUCUUGAAACUGGGGGUUAAUAGUCUGGGGCGUGAUACCCGGGGGCCGAGUUGUCUGAUGUCGUAGGCUUACACUAGAUUACAAAGGUGCUCAUGCUUACUUUUAUUAUCUUUUAUUCACAUUGCAGCUUCAGACAGCUUUAAUUAUGUUUCCAUCGGUAAGUGGUAGCAAUUUCUCAUGAAAUUAAUAUAGUCUAAACCAUUAAAUUAACUACCAGAACAAUCCAGUCACCAGUUUUCUUUAAAAAAGCAGGCUAAACGGUCAUGUUUUUUUUUCUUUUCAUUCGAAUACGACGUUUUUUAAAGGAGAACUGUGUCACGAAAUGUAGUCGAAAUUCAAACCGUGAAAACUGCCACCACAUUGAGUGAACACUCUUAUUUUAUUUUAUUUUUUUAUUAAUUCAAUAUUUAUCCAGGGGCAUCCAAUUUAGCAGAGCUAGUUUAAAUGGAGCUCUUAUUCUUCGGCCAUUUCAACUUCGGUAAAAAUAAAACACAAACUGAGGUAACAAACAUGAUGAAACAACGCAUGUUGCAAAAAAACUUAGAUUUGAAAGACUUGACGUUUCGUAUGUAACAACAUACAUCUUCAGAAGUGAAGGUUAAAAAGAUUACAGUAAAAUUUUAACAUCUAGAAAAAGACUGGAACCUAAACAGGUAAAACUAUUAUAACUAAUGACAACAAAUGAUGAUGACAGGCUCAAUUUGAAGUCUGCACCAGCUAAAUAAUGGAAUGAUAGAAUGUUUGUUGGUUUGUGCUUACAACUGCGUUAAAUUUUGUAGGUUUUAUCUCCUCUAAUGGACAAAUGCAAUGUUGUGUUGGAUUCCUCGCUAAUCAAUCAUCAAUUCUUUUCUCCCGUGUCAUUCAACAGGUAGAGUAAAUCGCCCAAAUUUUCUAAUUUUAAUAUUCCACCAACGGGUGAAAAAAAACGCACAAUUUUUUUUUAACAUUGCUGAAAAACGAGUGGUAAGCUGUAUUGCCCAUUUCAUCACCACAGAAUCAAACCUCUCUUGCAACAAAUCAGGUUUGCAGGUUGCGUGACUGCUAGAAUUACGCGGGAGUCACGCCAUACGCGGGAUUUACGUCAAUGGCUGCAAAAAACAAGUUUCCCUAGGGCCGGUAAAACGCGAAACAUGUGCGAUUUUGUUGCACUAAGUAGAACUACCCUCUACUUUCUGCAACCUGCAACAACCUGAUUUGUUGCAAGACAGCUCUGAUUCGUGGGAGAUAAAACGCGCAACAUCGCUAUUCAACUCGUUUUGCAGAAAUUUUUGCAAAACAAAGGUGCACGAUUUUGUAGCCUCCCACGCAGACGUUCUUAGGGGUUCGUCACGUGUUCUGGCCUGUUCACGGUACCUUCACUAGUUUUUAAUGUUGUUGUUGUUGUUUUUGUUUUUUUCAUGUUGACCUAUAGUGAUCCUCUUGCUCUAAAGCAACUGGAAGGUUUGUACAUUGGUAGAACUUACCAUGUUUGGAAGGAACCAGAGGUGAGACGGGCCGGGACAAUAACUGCUUUAACCUCUGUUAAAAAAUAAGUCACUUUUUCAAUUUUAACCUGCUGUAUAAUUUUCCUAGGACUUGUUGGUUUUGUAAAAUUCGCAAACGCCAAACGUAUUUUGUAAAAUAUAAAUUUUCGCUAUCAGGUUUUUCAAGUAUAUUACCUUGAACGGGUAACAACUGGCCUUUUAUGUAUUAUCACAGUAAAACGCAGAGUGUAAAUCUAAACCUCUACGAAGCUUGGGUUUACUUUGUAUUGGUAUUUGGACGUCUUGAUUGUGACUGUACUUUAAUUUAGUUUUGAGUAAAACUUUCCCACUAACAGUUCAGUGGAAACUGAUAAUCUAGUUUUGGUAUUUUUCACACGACUUCAGCCCCGAUCACCACUGGUCAAUGAAGCACCUACUAACAAAUAAUUUUGUCCUGUUUCAUUUUAGGUUAUUGAUUGGCUUGCGGUGAAUGUCAGAAUAGUUUUAGAAAAGAGUCGAGGCCCAGGAUCCUUUGUACAGAAUGUAGCAGCAAAAGUAAGUACAGCUUUUUAGUUUCGUGUACUUGUGUAAACCUUUAACACUAACUUGAACCAUCAACCUGCAGAGGAUAACACUAUUCAUAUAAGCUAUAAGGGUAUGUGUUGUUGUAAGAAGCAUGUGCGUUGUUUACAAAGGCUGAGAAAACAGCCGGCAUUUGGCGACACCAUCACUGGUUUCCCCGCGAAAUGACGUCAAGGAACGAGCGCAGAAAUUCCAGACUGAUGACGCGACACUAACCAGGUCUGGGUAGUGUCUCUGAUUGGUCACACCACGAGGGAAAUUUGCUUUAACCAAUCAGGAAGUAUAGCCUGCGAACAGCAGACGCAUUUCGGUCGUCUUCUGUCCCUCCGAAAAAUAGCGUCUGCGUAGAGAAGCGGCGACCGGAAAUGCGUCUGCUGUUCGCAGGCUAUCAAGUACGACUCAUAUCUGGGCAAUGACACGUGACCAGUAUAGAAUUUCUGCGCUUGUUUCUCAGAGGUCAUUUCGCGGCGAUACCAGUAAUGGCGUCGCCAAAUGGCGGCUGUCAAGUUACGCUACAAAGAACUUAACACUGAACUUGCUCUAUAGCAAUUACUUAACCAUUACUUACUGUAUUGACUUCGUCUAUAGCUCACAUCAUCCCCGUAAAGGGUAUAGUUUUCAAACCUUCAAGUCUGUCAGGAAAUAAAAAUCAGGUUGUUUUGUGUAAAAUAGGGUAUUAUUUACGCGGAAACUCAUCAAGGAGUGAUAAAAUCAUAUUCAAACUGUAGAUAAGAAAUUUCGUAUACAUUUAGUGGACAUACGUAUCAACAUUUGUUGUCGCUAAAACUGCCUUCAAACUACUUUUUGUCUCUACAUUCUGCAAAUUAGGCGAACAGUAAAAACGUUAAAACGGGAUAAAACUGAUGGAAAUGUGGUGGUGAAUUUUAAGCCUAGUGAAUACAUAAGAAAGAUGUUCGAUUCAGUCAGUGACUCAGGCGGCUCGGAAGAAAAAAUCAGAUACUUCCAAUAGGAGUCGAACCUUUGACCUUCUGGCCUCAGUUGUACAAAGGCUGGAUAGCGCUAUCUACCAGGACCCGGUUGUUCAAACGUUGGAUAGCGCUAUCUACCGGAUGAAUCACUAUCCAGUGGAUAAGUAUUGGGAACUAAUUGCGUUAUCCACUGAACCGAUUUUUAUCCGGUGGAUAGCGCUAUCAACGUUUGAACAACCGGGGCCAGAGAAAUCUGUCCAGUGGUUGGUGCAAUUGGUUUCCCCAGUACUUAUCCGCUGGAUAGUGAUUUAUCCUGUUGAUAGCGCUAUCCAACGUUUGAACAAACAGGGCCAGAUAAAUCUCUGUCCAGUGGUUGGUGCAAUUGGUUUCCCCAAUACUAUCCGCUGGAUACUGAUUUAUCCUGUUGAUAGCGCUAUCCAACGUUUGAACAAGCAGGGGGCCAGAUAAAUCUCUAUCCAGAGGAUAACGCAAUUAGUUUCUCUAUUACUUAUCCGCUGGAUAGUGAUUUAUCCGGUGGAUAGCGCUAUCAACGUUUGAACAACCGGGGCCAGAUAAAUCUCUGUCCAGUGGUUUGUGUAAUUAGUUUCCCCAUUACUAUCCGCUGGAUUGCGCCAUCCAACGUUUGAACAACCGGGGCCAUGGUUACUAGUCUCCAGAUACUGUAUAUGUGGGGAGCAAAGGUCACUAAACUAGGUUCGUUCAACCUACUCUAUUUUUGUAGUUGAUUCUAUUCAUCUCUGUUUCUAGGCGACAAGUACGUUACAGGGGAACACCACGAAAUGUUUACCGGCACAUUUUGAUGUCAGGUGAGUGUGCUUGUUGGAAUUAAAAAGCGAUUAUUUGUCUCAGUAAUCAAAUGGUUUCCAUUGAUUUUGCAUAGAUAAACUCGAACUAUUUUUUUUUCAAAGACUAACAAAUUUCUGUUGCGCACCACGUGACAUAUUCGAUGACGGAUAUCAAAUCGGAAGCAGGAUGUCGACUGAUAUCGGACAUCUGAUUUUGUGCCACAUGAUAUGCUUGUUAAAGGAAACCCUGUAAUACCCGAGAUCUGUUCACUUUUCAACCCCAUAUAACCGUAACGAAAUAAAAUGCCUUGAACACUGUCAAGGGUUACAGGUCGUUUCGAUACAAGUUGAUCCAGUCGACGUGUAAAUAGUUUCACGUCCUUGGCUUGGUUGUAGUUGUACUGCUUGAGUUCGCACUGAAACGACUUGCAUCGAAACGACCGGUUUCCUCGUCAAGUUGCUGUGUGUUCAGUUGUAUAGUUGAUAACCUUCUGUCAGCGAGUUAAACUCCUUAGCUGGAGUAGGAUUCUGUCCCCGUCUAGACUGCAAAACAGUCCGUAUUUUUGCGUAUGUAUGCGUAUUCAAGUACGCGCGAGCAGUCAAACAAAAGGUCUAGAACGAGCCUGAAAACAGAGAGCGAGACUGGGGAGGGGUAACUAAGACUCUUACGCCACGCUUUACCGAUUUGUUUACUGACUUUGAGAAAAAAAACCGACUGUUUUGCAGUCUAGUCGCCGUCUCUCUAUAUUUAAACAAUUAACAAUUUCAACACUCUGAAGAUGAAUUUCGUUCAGGUUGUCGAAAACUCAGUCAUUUCCGACAACAACAGGUCAACGUCAUUUUCGACAGACUGCUAAAUGCCUUUUUCGUUUUUUGUAGAUAUUAAGGACGCCACAGCUUCUCUUCCCAUGGUAAGUUAUGUCACGUUGCUUUCUUUUGAUUUUGAGUGCCUUCAGGCCUUGCUGCUGUUCGUUCAUACGCACAGUUUGGUGGCCAGUUUUCUUACAAACAAGUGUCACACUUUGGAUUGUCAGUUGUCUAAAAUUACUGAGGCUAAGGGUCGAUUUAAUUCAACUUUUACAAGUGUAAUUUACAAGUGUAGCUAUUGUUGUAGGGACUGAAAACAAAAGCUAUAAUUGUAAAUUACACUUGUGAAAGUUUUAUUAAAUUGACCCCAGGAAUGUAUAAUUUUGACUGUUGAGGAUUUCGCCUCUUUAGAUUUUUAAGCCUUCUCUGAACUUAAGUCUUAAAAGAAAGGCUUUGUUUCUAAUUGGGCACUUCAGAAACGAGAUGGGAACUGGAGCCGAAAUGCGAUCGAAAUGGGAUCGUUACUGGGCAUGCGCCGGUCGCCGGUCAGCCAUUGGCCAAUUUUUUCCCUGUCCCUAGUGACAGUCCCAGAGGUCUUUGCGAAAGUUAACUCGUUCAUACGUACAGUUUGGUGGCUCAAAAACGAGAUGGGAACUGGACAUGAAAUGCGUCCCGUAAUUUGUUUCUGGGACCGUUACUGAGCAUGCGCCAGUCGCCGGUCAGCCAUUGGCCAAUUUUUUUCCCGUCCCUAGGGACAGUCCCAGAGGUCUUUGCGAAAGUUAACUCGUUCAUACGUACAGUUUGGUGGCUCAAAACGAGAUGGGAACUGGACAUGAAAUACGUCCCGUAAUUGUUUCUGGGAUCGUUACUGAGCAUGCGCAGGUCGCCGGUCGGCUAUUGGUCAAAUUUUUCCCUGUCCCUAGUGACAGUCCCAAGUCUUUGUGAAACUUAACUCGUCCCAGAUUCCCCUCGUUUCCAAAGUGGCAAAUGGCUCCGGUUACUUCGCCAUUGGGCUUUUCUGCUUUCCGUUGAUCCAAAACCAGGUCGUGCCAUAGAUCUUGCUUACUAUUGGAGGACAAGUUAGCUCUUAUCCUGGAAUAACUGCAAACAGAGCAAAUGUGUUGUCCAACUUCGUUCCCAGGUUCCUUUCUCCUCCUCCUUCAAGAAGGAGCCUGGGAACUAGGUUGUUUAAUUGUCGUGGUAACUAGCCCAGUGUCUGGGCAUAGUUGAUACAGUGGAAUGAUUAUGAAGCCCGUUAGACUCCUUUGUUAUAUGUAUUGUAAGCUUUUUUGGACCUGACCGUGUACAACUUUCAAUAUCAUUUAGUAAGUCACAAUCUCUGAACAAAAAAAAGUAUCGUGCACGGUCAGGGGCGUCCAACAUUUCGUCUUUGAUGUUUGCCGGCUUUCAUAACCAGUAGUCCUCUACUAACUAUGGUCUGGGGUUAUCAUCAUUGUAACUCGGCCCUGCUUUCAAAUACCAAUCGAACACCCCUUUCCGACUGAAGCGAAAGUUUUAUUUUAUCUGUAUUUCAGGACUUGGCGAAUGUUCCUCUUUUGUCUUAUGACCCUUUGCCACCUCGCGAUUCGUUUGCAGGGUAUAUGCGACCACGAAGGUAAGAGGAAAAUUUGUUUAUUUUAUUACGCCCUUGAAUGAGUGUUAGGCGGAUUUAGCAAAGUCAACGCAACUUUUAUUAAGGACUUAAACGCCUUAGCACGAAUUGCUUGGUACGGGUUAUUGGCUACAACUUCGUUCCCAUGGUUCUCCCUUAUUCAGCCUUACCUCGCGCUCCGUGAGCCGAUUAGGAGAGGACCCUGGGAAUGAAAAUGUAUUGGCUUAUGCCGAACUUGCUGAAAGCGAUUUUCGGUGCUCUGUUUGCCCCUCUGCCACUGGUCAAGUGGUCAAGUGGGUUUUUAGAUCUGUGCGCGCCGUCGUCGUCUUUUCUAAAUCCGCCUUUUCCCAUCUUAAAAAGCGCGAGAUUAAACGAUUUUUUUUUUUUAACUGUUCUUUCAGAAACCUACCUCGUGAAGAAGAACAUGGCGGUGCUUUGUCUAUGUUUUUCCGCUCGCUUCUCCUUCUUUUACUCCCAGACUGCUGACGGACAACGCGAACGUUUAGAAAUGAGGCUUGAACAGCCCGUGGAAGGAGCAGAGGGAGGGCCCAGGCCUUUACGAGAUACAGAGCUCGCGCGGGGCGUGGAAAAUCUGAUGGUUGCUAUGAGAGAACUGCUUAAUACUCUAAGUUAUCGCGGACAGCCCGAGGGUGAACAGGGGGAUGAUGCGGGAGAAAAUGAAGAGGAAUGGGAAGAAGGACAAGAAGAUCACUAA
This is a messenger RNA of Porites lobata, 18273 nucleotides long. The record is from the annotation of a GenBank genome assembly. NCBI's taxonomy places the organism in Eukaryota, Metazoa, Cnidaria, Anthozoa, Scleractinia, Poritidae.